This is a messenger RNA of Cercopithifilaria johnstoni, 381 nucleotides long. The record is from the annotation of a GenBank genome assembly. Lineage: Eukaryota; Metazoa; Nematoda; Chromadorea; Rhabditida; Onchocercidae.
AUGACGGAAUCAAGUCCAGAUGAGGUGAUUCACGAUGGUGCUGUGCUAUUGAGUAAUGGAAUUAUGGGGAUUGUCCAACCAGCAGUGGAACGUCUCGAUAAUCAGGUUCAUGCGGCACGUGCCAGUCAGUUCACUUUAAAUAUGCAUAUCCGAGAACUGGCACAAUAUUUGAAAGAAAUUUCGGAUGAGCAACAAGCGCCAUAUGAUUUAGACUUGUAUGUACGGAAGUUGGAUGAUUCCAAAAAACGAGUUGCAGCAAUCGGAUAUGUCUUGCAAAAUGUGCAUGAUCGAUUGAGCCGCUUGCAACGUAAUAUCGCUCGUCAAGCCUACCAACAAAAACAACGUAUCAUACAGCCAGUGCCACCACCUCCAAAUCGUUGA